Molecule: messenger RNA, 814 nt
Organism: Cuscuta campestris
Lineage: Eukaryota; Viridiplantae; Streptophyta; Magnoliopsida; Solanales; Convolvulaceae
Source: the annotation of a GenBank genome assembly
CCCAAUCGUCUCCAUUCUUCUCCCCCUGCCCUGCAGCUCAACUCGGGUAAAUAUAUAAGAUUAUAAGGAAAGAAAAAUCUGAGAAACCGCAUAGAGAAACGAUGAGAUCUUUUCACAUUGUAUUGAUCUUUUCACUUCUUUUUCUAUGCUGUAUGCGUCUUACCAAAGCCGAGGUCAUUACGCUCACGGCCGAUACCUUCAAUGACAAGAUAAAUGAGAAGCAUACUGCUUGGUUCGUGAAAUUUUGUGUUCCUUGGUGUAAGCAUUGUAAAAACUUGGGAACAUUAUGGGAAGAUUUAGGGAAGGCAACAGAAGGAGAUGAUGUGAUAGAGGUUGGAGAGGUUGAUUGUGGCACAACUAAAUCAGUAUGUCAAAAGGUUGAUAUCCAUUCUUAUCCAACAUUCAAGCUAUUUUACAAUGGAGAAGAGGCUGCAAAAUAUCAAGGGCCAAGGGAUGUGGAAUCACUGAAACUGUUUGCAUUAGAAGAGACAGAAAAGGCAGAAACGAAAGCCGAAAGCCACGAGGAUAAAGAAUUAUAACAUUAUUCUCUGGAAUUGGCAAACGGACUUGCAGAUGAUGAAGAAUGUACAAAGAAGUGGAUUGACUUGAUCGAAGGGGAAUUACAACAAAAGAUUUGUCCACCCUCUAAAGGAGUACGAAGAGAUACUUUGAAUACCGACGAGGUAGAACAAGUGAUAAACAUCUUAGACCCAAAAUCCUCAAAACGGAAAGGUGCUCCGCGAAAGAAUCGAUUGAAGUCCACAUUCGAGAAAAAGAGUCGAAAGCGAAAAGCGAAUAACAAAGCCUUUGGGGA